ACCAGUUCAAAUCACGGGACUUUUAUCCUGCUGCCGGUCAGCGUUCGUCAUUCUCGAUAGUGCGAUGAAGUUUCAGUACAAGGAGCAGCACGACUUUGACAAGCGACGUCAAGAGGGAGAAAAAAUACGUCAGAAAUAUCCUGACAGAGUGCCGGUGAUAGUGGAGAAAGCACCUAAAGCACGCAUCUCUGACUUGGACAAGAAGAAAUAUCUCGUACCAGUUGAUUUGACAGUUGGCCAAUUCUACUUUCUCAUUCGGAAGCGAAUCCACUUGAGAGCUGAAGACGCGUUGUUUUUCUUUGUGGCGAACUCGAUUCCUCCCACCAGCACGACAAUCGGGCAACUUUAUCAAGAACAUCACGAGGAAGACUUCUUUCUCUACAUGGCCUAUAGUGAUGAAAGUGUGUACGGCUAAUCAGAGCCGUGACUGAGUUGUAGUACUAGAUUCAGACAUGUUUUGUAACGAGAAUAGGAAAUUAACGUUUGUACAAUGUGACGUCAAUCUGUUGAAGUGCAGUCGUUCUGUACAACUUGUAGAUAACUAGUUGACAUUGAUAUUCAUUA
Messenger RNA from Corticium candelabrum, 564 nucleotides. RefSeq names its product gamma-aminobutyric acid receptor-associated protein. The transcript has 3 exons. Lineage: Eukaryota; Metazoa; Porifera; Homoscleromorpha; Homosclerophorida; Plakinidae. The record is from RefSeq and is a predicted model, not a curated record. Gene Ontology annotation, molecular function: GABA receptor binding; ubiquitin protein ligase binding. Gene Ontology annotation, cellular component: autophagosome membrane; cytosol; autophagosome. Gene Ontology annotation, biological process: cellular response to nitrogen starvation; autophagosome assembly; macroautophagy. The coding region runs from base 65 to 415 and encodes 116 amino acids.